GGUACCUCAGUCGCCUCCUCGGCGUCAUCCUUCUCAUUCGUGUCCUCGGGGCUCUUCUCCUCAGGGUCCCCUCCACGGCGUCCCGCGCCUCAGAGUCCCGGCCCCCCCUGCCCCUCGACCUCCCUCGGCCGCCCGCCGCCGCCAUGGGCCCGCGCCCGCCGCGCCGCCGGGCCGAGGACAGCUGAGGCGCUGCGCGAAGAUGGGCGAGGGCGGAGCAGGGCCCGAGAGCCAGCCGGAGCAGCCCGGGCGCCCCGCGCGCGCCCGCCCGCGCCGCCGCGGGGAUGCCCGCGCCCGCCGCCGCGCCCUGAGCGCCUUUGUCUGCCGCCCGCAGCACCACUGGCCUCGGGGGCCCGCGCCGCGGCCGGGGGCGCGCCCAUGAAGAUGGAGCCGGGCCGGCCGGCCUCCCCCGCGGGCGGCCCGGGCCCCGACCCGGAGCCUGGCGGGCCCGGUGCGCCGUCCGCCCCCGUCCGGAGCCCGGGGCUCGGCCCGCAGGACCCCGCGGCCGGCGUGGAUGCUGGGCGAUCUCCGGGUUGGGAGCGGCGGCCGCAGCACGCGGGCCGGGAGCCCUACCCCGACCCCGACCCCGACUCCGACCCUGACCUGGCGCUGCCGGAGCUCGGCCCGCUCUUUUCCUGGACGAUGGAGCCGGAGGGUGACGGCCCCGCGCACAGCGCGUCCGUCCGCGCGCAGGAGUUCAGCCGCAGCCAUCACCUGAGGGGCGAGGUCGACUUCUUCCCCUCCUUCGCGGCGCCCGAGGUGGGCGAUCCGGCCCUGGAGCUGGGUCCCGGGGACCCGGAUGGGCCCUCUGACUUUAGCCAGACUCACCCCCUCACGAGCGAGCCUGCGGGGUGUCCGGAGGACAGUCCCCGCCUCCGAGCCGUAUUCGAUGCCCUGGACGGGGAUGGGGACGGCUUCGUGCGCAUCGAGGACUUCGUCCAGUUCGCCACCGUCUACGGGGCGGAGCAGGUGACGGACCUCACGAGGUACUUAGAUCCCAGUGGGCUCGGCGUGAUCAGCUUCGAAGACUUCUACCGGGGGAUUGAGGCGAUCAGGAAUGGAGAUCCCGAUGGCCCGCUGUGCGGCGUCACACCUGCCCCUGACGAGGAGCUGCCUGCCUGCCCCGAGGAGUUCGACGACUUCGUGACCUUUGAGGCCAAUGAGGUGACGGACAGUGCGUACAUGGGCUCCGAGAGCACCUACAGCGAGUGUGAGACCUUCACGGACGAGGACACGGGCACCCUGGUGCCACCCGAGUGCCUGGACGCUGCGGAGGAGCCUGGGCACGGUGCCCUGCUGCUGCUGCCCGGCAGGUCCCACCUGCAGGGCCAGUCUGUGGUCGCGGUUAUAGGUGGCGAGGAGCACUUCGAGGACUAUGGCGAGGGCAGUGAGACGGAGCUGUCCCCGGAGACCCUCUGUGGUGGGGACCACGGCUGCAGGGACCCCGCCUUCCUCACCCCCAGCACCGACCCACUCGGCACCAAGCUGCACAGCAUCCUCACUGACGAGGCCUUUGAGUUUUACUGCAGCCAGUGCCACAGGCAGAUCAACCGCCUGGAGGACCUCUCUGCUCGCCUGAACGACCUUGAGAAGAAUAGUCCAACGAAGCGGCUGUCCAGCAAGAAGGUGGCAAGGCAUCUGCAGCAGUCAGGGGCCCUGACCAUGGACGCCCUGCAGGACCCUCCCCCAGGCCCCGUGGAGGGCGUGGACGAGGACAUCGCCGACAAGGUUGUCUUCCUGGAGAAGCGGGUGUCAGAACUGGAAAAGGACACAGCUGCCAACGGGGAGCAGCACAGCCGGCUGCGGCAGGAGAACCUCCAGCUGGUGCACAGAGCCAAUGCCCUGGAGGAACAGCUCAAGGAGCAGGAGCUGAGAGCCUGUGAGAUGGUCCUGGAGGAGACCCGCAAGCAGAAGGAGCUCCUGUGCAAGAUGGAGCGGGAGAAGAGCAUCGAGAUCGAGAACCUGCAGGCCAGGCUGCAGCAGCUGGACGAGGAGAACAGUGAGCUGAGGUCCUGCACGCCCUGCCUGAAGGCCAACAUUGAGCGCCUGGAGGAGGAGAAGCAGAAGCUGCUGGAUGAGAUUGAGGAGCUGUCCGUGCGGCUCAGCAACGAGCAGGAGAACAGGCGGAAGUUGGGGGACCGCCUGAGCCACGAGAGGCACCAGUUCCAGAGGGACAAGGAGGCCACCCAGGAGCUGAUCGAGGACCUGCGCAAGCAGCUGGAGCACCUGCAGCUCUUCAAGCUGGAGGCCGAGCAGCGGAGGGGCCGCAGCAGCAGCGUGGGCCUGCAGGAAUACCACAGCCGCACGCGGGAGAGCGAGCUGGAGCAGGAGGUCCGCAGGCUCAAGCAGGACAACCGCAGCCUGAAGGAGCAGAAUGACGAGCUCAAUGGGCAGAUCAUCAACUUGAGCAUCCAGGGCGCCAGGAGCCUCUUCUCCACGGCUUUCUCCGAGUCCUUGGCCGCGGAGAUCAGCUCAGUCUCGCGAGAUGAGCUCAUGGACGCCAUUCAGAAGCAGGAAGAGAUCAAUUUCCGGUUGCAAGACUACAUCGACAGGAUCAUCGUGGCCAUCAUGGAGACCAACCCAUCCAUCCUGGAGGUCAAGUAGCCACAGAAAGGCUCCGCCCAGCACGCCUGGUCUCCCUCGCCCAGCGGGAGGACACAGCUGAGCCGGGGUGGGGCCGGACGAGGGGCUCCAGGACAGCCUCCGGCUGGGCGAGCCCCUCUGACCUCCUGUGCUUCCCGCCCGGUCAGGGAGGAAGGGAAACGGGUCCUCCGGAGUGCUGCUCCCCACGGCCACCAGGUGCCCUGCCCGGUGCCGUCCAGGCCUGCGCUGCCCCUGGACGGCACACAGGCCCUGGAACCCUGGCGCCAGACGUUGGGGGGGGAUAGGCAGGCGAGGACAGUGCCAUCAAAGUCCAGCCAGGCGCUUCUGUGCCCCCAGCUUUCCUGGGUUGUUUGGGCCGGCACCCAACUGGAAGGGGCCCCUUGGUCCAGCGUGAAGCCUGGGGGCCUGCGGGUCACAGGACCGUGCCCCCAGCCACACCCUGGCUGCACUAAUCCUAUGAUGUGUGAGCCACCAGGUGGGGGGUCCCCAUGCAGAUGUCCAGUGUUCCCAGGAGUCCGCACGUCUGGGGCCAGUUUCCUCCGGGAGUCAGAGGUCUUCAGGAGCUGCGGUCUCUCUGCCAGGUGCACUUUGCAGGAGGCCAGGCAGGGCUGGCUCCCAUGUCCAGAGGUCAGGGCCUUCCUGGUGGCUUGGGGGCUCCUUCAAGGAGCAGCAGCGUCACCCCCCGGGGCUGCGGGCCUGCCCCAGGGCCUGAGUGCGGCCAGGAGCCUCCUGGAGCGGGUGGGGUGGGGGCCCUGCUGGUGUGAGCAUGUACGUGAGGGAGUGUGUGUGCGUGCGAGCGUGUGAGCAUGUGUGUGGCCCUGUGUCCUUCCGCCCUCUGCGUGGCCCACCUUCUACACUAAGGUUUAAGAUGUUGCCUCGUAUUGUACAUUCUGGGGAAAGCCUUGGGUGUAAAUCAGUGUAAACUUGGAGGAGAGAUUUUUCUAUCAUGUAGAGUAGGUAUUUUUUAUAGAUUGAAGGUUGAUCAAUUUUUUAAUACUUCCAAGAGAGAAAACUAUCUGUGUAUACACAUGAAAUAUAUAUAUAUGUACAAUAAUAAACACUGGAACUCUG
Molecule: messenger RNA, 3672 nt
Organism: Cervus elaphus (red deer)
Lineage: Eukaryota; Metazoa; Chordata; Mammalia; Artiodactyla; Cervidae
Gene: RAB11FIP3
Product: RAB11 family interacting protein 3
Exons: 15
Coding region: 376-2601 (741 amino acids)
Biological process (GO): regulation of cytokinesis; endocytic recycling
Cellular component (GO): cleavage furrow; midbody; recycling endosome membrane
Molecular function (GO): calcium ion binding
Source: RefSeq, a predicted model, not a curated record